Molecule: messenger RNA, 4012 nt
Organism: Polyodon spathula (Mississippi paddlefish)
Lineage: Eukaryota; Metazoa; Chordata; Actinopteri; Acipenseriformes; Polyodontidae
Gene: stard7
Product: StAR-related lipid transfer (START) domain containing 7
Exons: 8
Coding region: 950-2164 (404 amino acids)
Molecular function (GO): lipid binding
Source: RefSeq, a predicted model, not a curated record
GCUAGGGCAGCGACAUGUGAGUCUCCUCUGCAAAGCCCGGGGAGGACAGUGAAGGGUAGAGCGGGGGUCGCUGUAUUUAAAUAACCACAAGCAUCAAGUGAAACCCGUUUGGAGGGCCGUGGCACGAUCAUAGGUACUUAUUGUUUAUGCUUUGGUGCCCAGCUGAGUAGAGAGCGUAGACCAGAAUUGCAGAGUAAAAUAGUGUGGGCAGAUGUUGCUUGCUGUUGAUUCUUUAGGUCUGGCGGUAAUGUGUGCGACAGUAGUAGUGUUUAACGUUUAGUAUUAUUUGUUAUUAAUAUUACUGCGGUCGUGUUUUGUUUUUGUUUUUCUUGUUAGUGCACGAAACCGGUACACAGUAACUUAAAUUUACUGAGACGUUGUGUUUUCAACACAUGGUAAGAAAAGGCGCUGUAUUUGUGCUCUGACGUACGCGCACCUUAGUGACAGUCGGAAUGUGUUGAUUUGUCUAUGCUUUUACAUUUUGAAGUUUGGUUUCCUUGGAUUUUGUUUUUGCACAGUUAAUUUUGCAUUAGGAGCAGCAGCGAGGAGCCCAGAGUGUAAUCUGAUUAAAGGUUUAGCGCGAAAUUAAACAUUCUGCGCCGCACACAGGCAGGAUAAGAAGUGACGUGUUUCGCUUCCUGUAAUUUUAAAGGAAGUUGCCUCCGUCUUUUUGUUUACUUCUAAUGAGUGACCCAAGUGUUUACCUAAUUUAAAAUCAAUUUACUGUAUAAUCAGGUCAGAUUGUAAGGUCUGUUAUUGUGGGGUUCCCUAAUAAAAAUUUAACAUACCUAUUGUACCAGGCAGACUUCCGCAAACCUUAGUGCAUGUGUUGACCCGUCAGUUUGAUUGCAAGCGUGUUCAGGUGCAGUUCGUAUUUGAAAGUUGAGUUCUCCUGGCCCUUGUAACUGGAGAUUUCAUUUUACUGUUAAACUAAAUUGAACAGUUGAAGAUGUUUCAGUCUAUUCCUCGGAAGCCAGCAGUAAGUGGUCUGUACUGGUACUGCGUGAACUCGACCCGCCUCGUUGCUCACACUUCUGUCACGGAAGGCAGUGGAGCGGCGAGCUGGCUGGGCAAGCGGGUGGGGUGGGCUCUAUGCUGGCUUCAGAGAGGUCUGGAAGCUGGCAGCGGCGAGAGGAAGAAAGAGAUGGUGUCCAUACUGGCUAGCCAGUGCAGCUACGUGACAGGCCAGAGGCUGCGGCGAGCAUUUCAGAUAGGCGAGCUGUACAGCGAGCUGUACUCCGAGAGGUCCCGUCGGAGCCUGGUGAGCAGCCUGUGGCGGCGCUUCAAGAGCAGGCAUUCACAGUCCUGCAAGCUGCUGGCGGCCGUGGCUGGGGUCUUUAUGUGGGAAGAGGAGAGAAUCCGAGACGAGGAGUUGAAGAGUUGUGCGGAUGACAUGAAGAACAUUGAGAGCCUGACCCGGCUGACUGUGAAUGCAGGAGGGGGGCAGGAGGGGGAGGAUGGGCUGCAGCAGGGGGACCGGCCCUGGGAGAAGGUCAUGGAUAGGAAAAAUUUCUGUGUGUGGAGACGGCCCAUCGUGGACAGCCCCCUGUAUGAGUACCGAGUAUUUGGAACCUACACAGAUGUCACUCCAAGGCAGUUCUUCAAUGUCCAGUUGGACACAGAGUACAGGAAAAAAUGGGAUUCCCUGGUGAUAAAACUGGAAGUGUUUGAGAGGGACGAGGUGUCGGGAUCUGAGAUUAUUCACUGGGUCACUCACUUUCCAUACCCCAUGUACUCCCGUGAUUAUGUGUACGUCAGGAGGUAUAACGUGGAUGUGGAGAACAACUUCAUGGUGUUGGUGUCCAGGGCAGUAGAGCAUCCGGCUGUCCCCGAGUCCCCAGACUUUGUGCGGGUGAGGUCCUACCAGUCCAAGAUGGUUAUCAACCCCCACAAGUCUUUUGAUGAGAAUGGAUUUGACUACUUGUUGACCUACAGUGAUGACCCUCAGACGGUGUUUCCUCGCUACUGUUUGAGCUGGAUGGUGUCUAGCGGAAUGCCAGACUUUUUGGAAAAACUGCACGCUGCAACUGUCAUGGCUAAAAACAUGGAGCUGGAAGUAAGAGACUACAUCUCGAUAAAACCAGUGGAGAACAAGCCCAUGUCUAGCCAGGAGCGCGUGCCUGAGAGCAGUCGCAAUGGGCAGCAGCAGAUGGAAUACGCAUAGCACUGUGGAGCCACAGACGAAUUAUAUUGCAACCAAGACGUUCAAACACCUCUCUUGCUGGAGAACACAGAUGUAUUUUUUUUUUUUUUGCACCAGGGAGAUUCGGCUACAGUUGCUAAGGCAGCAGAGACUUCUAAACAAGGCUAGACGUUGAGCUGACCGCUUACGUUUCACUGCAGUGGGGCAGAACUGAGCUCUGGUUAUCCUUCCAGCUGUGAGAGAAUCCCCUGCGUCAUUUAAACAUGUUCAGGUGUGAGGGAGCGCUUUUCUGAUGACUGGCACUUCGACCGCAGGGCUCUCUCACAUUACCAAUACUCCAAUAAAACAAUUCAAAUAAAUACGUUUUACCCCUUUUAAAACAACAAAAAAAUGUUUUCUAAGUGCUGCCCAGUGAUGAUUUUUUGCCAGUCUUGCCAACUGCUCAUGCUUCAACAAAUUUACAAAACUGCUUGCUUCAGCCUGAACUGUUUGUUUAUUUUUUUUAUAAAAGCAUGGCAACCCUGGUUAGGUUUGGAUUGCUUUUACCUUGUGAUUUCUGGACAGCUGUAACAUUAGUCUGCCUGCCACUAUUAUUACUGGAUCUCUUAAUACUGAUCCAUAUCGCAGUCCUUGCAUCUCCUCGGAUGAGGCACAUUGAUGUGACGGCUAACAAGCUAACCUGCCUAGUGUUGGAAACUGAAUUAGUUGUGAAUAGAACUAGAAAUAUUCAAUGGCUGUGUGCUGUAUUGGAUUUGUAGCCCAGCGCAGCUUUUGGAGUCAGCCAAUUUAAUUCAGGUCCACGACUUCUGGUUUUUGUUUUUUUGCAGUGCGUAUUAACAAAAGCAGAACAUUUUGUUACCGACUUUUUUCUAUGAAAUAAAAAGAAAAGCAAAUAGCAACAAAAAAAGCAUGUUUUUCUGCAAACCGUUCAUCAAUGAAUUGUAAGUGUGUUUAGAUUUAUUAAGUGUUUUUGAAGGCUUUGUAGCUGAAGGAGCGGUGUCAUUUAAACUCCUUGGCUGGAAUGAAAACAUUGCAAGGGUAACAGUUUCACAUGCUUGUCCUAAACCACUUGAAAAUCACUAAGUAUAAUAUUCCUAAGGUAACAAAGCUUUUUGCCUUUAGAUACUAUACAAUGUCUAUUUGGUGUUAUGGCUGUGUAAAAAUAGCCUAUAAAUAUUGUGGGGCAGUGGGGCAGCCAACAGUACAUGCAUGUGUGUUUGAAGAAUGAGGUUUAACAUUUUACCCCAAAAGAAUGGCAGGGUAAUACUUUCGGGUCAAGGGCACAUAUUGCAUAGUAAUUUAAGUAGCAACUUUAGCAAUUACAAGUACAUCUAUUUACAUUGUUUGGUAACUAUUUAAUAACUGGUCUUGCCAUAGUAAGCCAUAGCUGUAAUACUGUUAAGUUGCACUGUAGGGGCACAUACACUUCUAUGAGGUCACUGAAUAAUACCACAUUGUAUGUUUUAGUUUUCCUAUUAAGGGAUAAUUAGAACAUAUCAAUUUACUUUUAAAACCACUGCAUAACAAUUACAUCAAUUACUGUACUGUACUGAGGUACACCCUAAAAUAAUCUAUGGAUGCCACAAUUACACUAAUUACCAAUUCAAUAUUGUGCCAUGACUGAAAGUGUUCCCAAGGGUGUGACCUCCAUCCAGUGUGGGCGAAGUUAAUGUGUUAGUGACUUUGCAUUAUAGCCAUUUGCUAUUUUGCCUGUGCCCUAUUAACUGCCAGUGUAACAGUUUUCUUUCACAUUUUGUUGCAGCUGAUCGGCGUGCUGUGUCUGUUUCAGUGAAAUGUAAAAGCAGUGUUGGAGACUGUAUCAUCACAAUGUGUUGGCUAAUAAAGUCUGGUGGCAUAUGUGUAAAUCAA